AGAAUAUCGUUCGUUAUAUCAAAAUAAUAAAUGAAGUUAGCUUUUGACUUAACUUUCGGCCGUUUGGUUUACUUUAAUUAUGCAACGAAUGAGACAAGCGGGAACCAGGUCCUUAUUCAAGACAGCUGACUUUUGAUGAAGGUGCUAACAGAACGUCCCACAAAGCUGAUAGGACUUCUUCCAUCUCCUUUAAUUUUACCCGCGAGCAUGCGCAAGGCGGCAGAUAUAGACAAAGAGUGUAAAGCACCCUGAACCUUUAAAUAAAUGAAGCAUUGAGUCUGUGGAGGUGAAGGUUUGUUUGUCCAAGCCAUUGUUUUUGCCAAUUAUCAGGGAAAAGUGCAAAACGUUUGUGUUGUUUCAUGCCACUUUGCGGCCUUUUUAAUUGGCUUUUCUGAUUAUUCAUUGUAUGUAGAGCACCCUGGUUGGUCGAAUGCUUAGUUUGCGCUGGCGAAGUUGUUUGGAUUUGGUUUUGACAAAGUCAUUGCACAGACCACUCUAUUCAAACAAAACGAAGCAUGCAAACUGUUUUGACAUCCAAGAACAAUAGAGUCGAGGUAAAAAAGAAUGAAAUCAUUACAAUAAAUCUAUUCAAUCUCUAUUUAGCAACUAAACAUUAAAGGAGGAAAGAUGUUGCGGUAAGAGAUAAAAAGCGUGCGUCAUCGUUUGGUCAAAUCGACAAGUUUUAUCCUUAUUUUUCUACUCUGUGGUGUUUCGGGAACAGCCCCUUGUGAGUGAAGACAGUUUUGCGUUGUACCCUAGUGUUUCACUGCAGCACCAACUCUGAAAAUAUUUACACGGGAAUCACUUUCAAAUAGUUUGGUUUCCACCGGGGAAGUUGACAUAGAUCGGACAACAGACAUUCUAUUAUUGCAAAAGACAGAGAGCUCUCCAAAGGUGGAAAUGUUCAACGAAAACUGUUCAACACAGCCCGACGAUUCCGAGCUCCAAAACAAUUGUAAAGGCAGUGGUCAAGAUCAGGUUCCUAUUUCCCCAGUGGGGAAAGUCGCAGCUUUUUCCAUAGUGUACGGUGUUCUUUUUCUUGUCGCUGUCAUCGGCAAUGCUCUGGUUUGUAUCGUUGUCUUCAAGAGAAAAGACAUGCGUUCUGUGACAAACCUAUUUCUUCUCAACAUGGCUAUCUCGGACAUGUUGUCCACAAUCAUCUCUAUACCAACGCUGCUAGCGUUGGAGAUCUCGCCGCACUACUGGCCUCUUGGAGGUUUCAUGUGUCGAGCAUCGGGGCUGAUUUCUUCAAUUUCGACGUCGGUGUCUAUUUACACUAUGGUUGUGCUGGCCUUGGAAAGAUAUCAAGCCAUCGUAAAUCCCUUCGCCGUUCGGGCUUCCCGGACGACCUACAGAAGAACCUUAACUGUGAUGGUCUUCACUUGGCUGGUGUCAUGUGCCAUUUCUGCUCCUCAAGCAUUUGUAGUCACCAUCAUAGACAUCCCACCGUUCAAGUAUUGUCAAGAAGAUUGGACUGGCAAAGGGGGACUGGUGGGGAAUCGCAUUUACACAGUGGUUGCCUUCAUUGCUUUGUUUGCCAUACCGAUAGUGGUGAUCUGCUCAAGCUACGUCAUAAUCAUACGCACGUUGUGGCAACCGGAACCAGUUCUAAGCGAGGAGGAGAGUGGCUCAACCAGCAAUGAAGGGCGCAGCUCGCACCGCAUCUACACGGUACACAGACAGAAGAAGAGGCGAAAGACAGCCUACAUGCUUCUGACAGUGAUUGUAGCGUUCUUGGUCUGCAUGCUCCCGUUUCAGGUUAUAGUUCUCGUUUCGAGUUUCGUUGAGUUCCAACCCACCGAUGGCUACAUCCUGCUAAUCAACAUCGCCUCUGUGCUGGCCGUCUGCUCCAUGGCCUGCAAUCCCUUCAUCUACAGCUUCUUUAGCGAGAAAUUUCGCCGGGCUUUUACGGACGUAUUCCAAUGCCGAUGCGAGGCGGACAUACAACUGGCGACCACAUCUUCUAUCGUUUUAGUUAGUUCGACAAUGCUGCAAAAAUGAUUUGAUCACAGGAACAGUUCUAGUUCUGAAGAACUUGGCACAAGUGUAUAUGAGAUUGCACACUGUUGCACCCCUUAAAUCAUUGCAUGUUGCAUAGCAUUUAGGCCAACAGUCAGAUCUGUAUUCAUUAGCUGUCUCCGUUAUGAACAACUUGCGACUUUCAAAUUAACAAAUUAAUAAGUAACGGAACAUGUUAGAAUGCAAAAAUUGGUGAUGUUCUAUACUUUUACAUUUUCGAGUACAAAAUAUGACCUUUUUGAUCACUCUGACAAAUUGCAACCCCCUGUAAGGGCUUAUACGGGAGGCUCCGCCCAAAAGGGUCACUGUUUUCAGACUUCACGUAUAUAAAAG
Molecule: messenger RNA, 2352 nt
Organism: Orbicella faveolata
Lineage: Eukaryota; Metazoa; Cnidaria; Anthozoa; Scleractinia; Merulinidae
Product: neuropeptide FF receptor 1-like
Biological process (GO): G protein-coupled receptor signaling pathway
Cellular component (GO): plasma membrane
Molecular function (GO): neuropeptide Y receptor activity
Source: RefSeq, a predicted model, not a curated record